Phytomonas sp. EM1 is the source of this 1455-nucleotide messenger RNA. NCBI's taxonomy places the organism in Eukaryota, Euglenozoa, Kinetoplastea, Trypanosomatida, Trypanosomatidae. The record is from the annotation of a GenBank genome assembly.
AUGCUUGUCUUCAAACGGAACUUUGUGCUUCUUCGGCCUUUCCGACAGGUUGCCUUUGCGAAGCGAAGCACCGCAGGUGGCAUUAACUACAAUAAAGGUGCGCUUACGCCGUCAGAGGAAGGGGAUCCUUUCACUGAUCCAGCAGUGUAUCGCAGCAAAAAAAGUAUAACCGCUCAAAUUAAAACUAAUAGGAAGGAGAAGUUUCUGCUUCGACAAGAUCGCCACAACUCACUUCUAAAUUCUUUGAAUAUCGAUACCCAUCAAGAGGAGCAACUGCGUAGUGGCUAUCGUAUUCCCCUCACGAAGGAUGAGGUGAAAGCAGUCCGUGCCAUUGACGAGGCCGAGGUUGUCCACGGCACGCACACUCGGGAUGCGGAUUACACGGCGCAGGUGCAGCUCCUCAUGAAGCGAGAGGCCGAGCGCCGAGACCAUAUGCUUGAUAAAUUCGGCCAAGCCCCGACAUCUAGAGAAUUCUAUAAGUUAUUUCAGAGCCUGCGCGCGGCUGACGAUGCCGAUGAAGAGGUGGAAAAGCACCAAAAACGCCUCGUUGAAGAGAAUGGUAUUUACCCUUCGACCCGUAUCGACGCUUUCAUGUUGGACGAUGAUAGUUAUUUUCCCGAAUGGGUUCAAGCGUUGCCGUACGCGAUCCGUGAUCGCGUCAAGUACGGCUCCUUGGGGCUGACCGAAGAAGAUGAGGCCCUCCGGGUUCAUCUAGGUCGACUGCCACGCGACAAACGUCUAAGGGAGUGGGACCGACUCAAGACCGCGAAGAUGUACCGGGCGGCGCACGAAGAGACGCUAACGUUGGCAGAGCUGCGCGAUGCCCGACAGGGUAAGCGGCGUUUCCAUUGGUUGCAGCGCAAAAGGCAAAAACGCGCCUCCACGCUGCGGAGGAUGGCGCUCCGUAAGCCCGAGGGAUAUGAAGAGUGGCCUUCUUCCGCGGUGGAUUACAGUCAGAGGAUAGCAUUUAUUGCACAACACGUGGAGAAUGGCCUCCAGACCGGCGGGCAGUGGCCGCUGGAUCCGAAUUCCCUGUUGAAAGCUAAGAUAGAACGGAAACAGGAUGAAGCCGAAAGGACAUUCUUGAUGUCAGCUGAAGAAAGAAAAGUCGCCAAAAAGGCAUCUAUUAACCCUGGUAUAAAAGAGUUGUUGUCUUCCUUUGAUACGCGUGACAAACCCUUUAAGCGUCUUUCCAGAAAGGUGUAUGCAAAUCGUGUUAAUGCGGUUGUGCAUGGUGAUCAGGAUGAACAUGGGAGAAAGUACCGGAAAAUGCAUGCGUUGGCCACACGGCGAAUUCGACCAUACGAGUCACUUUCAGAAGUUGAACUUGAGAAAGAGGUUCGCAACGAGCCACGUGUGAAUGUCAAUGGACUUAAUCAUACUGGUGAUGAGCACUGGACUAAGCACUACAAAUCAUGGCGGGACGGAAUGCCAUCCGUUCGAUAUGCGUCCUGA